AUGGACUCCUUGCAUCAUGUUGGUCGCUCUGUUGCCGCCAUUUUCGUCGCUCCUGCCACUGUUGCCGCUGCUUUUUGUGCUGCCGGAGCUCCCUCCUUCUUCCUUCUAGUUAUAGGAGAUUCAGACUUCACCAUUGAGGUCCAUUACGAGAGAAAUUUUGUUGAUAACAGACAUGGGUUAGAGUAUUUAGGUGGAAUGGUUGUAGAUGAUUUAUAUUUUGAUGUUGAUGAAUGGUCUUUGCAAGACAUUGUGAGAGAGCUAAAGAAACUAGGGUAUAAGGGGUAUGCCAGGUUAUGGUAUAAGGAACUUGAGAUGAAUUUGAACUCAGGUAUUGGAGAAAUGAAGUCUGAUGCGAAUGUGAUGAGAAUAGCUAGGUUGUUGGUGUCUGGUUCUGUGAAGCAUUGUGAGGUGUAUGUUGUUGAUGGAGUCAAAGAAGGUAAAUGGAUUGAAAUCACUUCUAAUGAUGUUGAUUAUAUGCCAGAGGAAGGUGAGGACAGUGGCAACGGGUUGUUAAAAGUUGAAGUGGACGCUGAGUUAGAGCCUUCUACCAAGGAAGAGGCAUUUGAUGAUAGUGCUGAUGAUGGUGAUCACGAGGAUCACUUUGGGUUUGAGGUGGAGGAUAAUGAUCCACAAUCAAAUGCCUUCGGGGCAUUCAAUGGGCCAUUGAAUAAAGAGGUUCUUGCAACUGGGGUUGCUCAAGGUGAUAGAGGUUUAGGGGAGGUUGAUGAGAAAAUUGGGGAUAUUUAUGAUGGAUAUGAAACUGAAGAGAUAGAUAGUUAUAAGGGAGAUUCUGAUGACAUGAUAAAGAAGAAGAGGUUUCUAAGAUACAACGAGGCAGAGAUGAGUAGAGAGUAUGAAUUUCGGGUGGGGUUGGAAUUCAAAUCACUAAAUCAUUUUAAAGAUGUUAUUAAGGAACAUGCCUUAUUGAAUAGUAGGGACAUCAGGCUUGCGUCAAGCAAUUGGAUAUCAAAGAAGAUUGCCAACAACAUUAGCCGAGGGGAGGAAAUGAAGCUUGCAACAGUUAUCCAGACCAUUCAAGACAAAUAUAUGGCAAACAUCAGUGUUGGCAAGGCUUAUUGGGCAAGAAGAAAGGUAAGAAAAGAGGUGCAUAGGAGGGCAAUCUUGCAAUAUGCCAAGCUCUGUGAUUACUGUGCAGAGAUACUUAGGGCAAACCCAGGGUCUAGCUUGAAAAUAAUCAUUGAUGGACCUUCUCUUACACACCAGCUAAGAUUUCUAAGAAUGUAUAUAUGCCUUGAUGCAGUGAAGCAAGGCUUCUUGGCAGGUUGUAGACCUAUUAUUGGAGUGGAUGGUUGUCACUUGAAGGGUCACCAUGGACAACAGCUGCUGGUUGCUGUAGGAAGAGAUCCAAAAGACAACUAUUUUUGA
This is a messenger RNA of Arachis ipaensis, 1386 nucleotides long. The record is from RefSeq and is a predicted model, not a curated record. Lineage: Eukaryota; Viridiplantae; Streptophyta; Magnoliopsida; Fabales; Fabaceae.